UCAAGCAGCUAAAAUGCAAGGCCUUGUGGGCGGGGCCGGGGUGCUCCCGCUCUUGCCGCUGGCCCAAUCACAGUGCGGCGCUCCUCCUGGCCGGUCGCCGAUUAGUGGUUGCCAUAGCUCCCGGCGUUCGCUUGACAAGAUGGCGGCGGUCGGGGGGCCGCUGUCGCGUUUUCGGGUCUGAGUUCUUCCAGGCUUCUAAGCCGGGCACGGUUCUUCUGUGCCAGGCCCGCGAGGCCCAAGGCAUGGGCUUCCGGCCGCCAGUCGCUCUUCUUUUGGGGCCUCUCCUUCUGCAGGGCUUCCUGAGGCCGCUGUGGGGGGACCUGGCCUUCAUCCCUUCUUUCAUCCGAAUGUCCGGCCCUGUGGUCAGGGCGUCCCUGGUCGGAGACACUGAGGGUGUGACCGUGUCCCUGGCCGUGCUGCAGGACGAGGCGGGAAUAUUGCCAGUUCCGACUUGUAGAGUGCUGAGCAAUGAAACAGAAGACUGGAGUGUGACUGUGACCCCCGGUGGGAAGGCGUUGGAAGUGACAGUAAGGUGGAAGAGAGGUCUGGACUGGUGUUUCUCCAAUGAGACAGAUUCCUUCUCCGAGUCCCCCUGUAUCCUCCAGACCCUUCUGGUUUCAGCAUCUCGUCAUUCAUCCUGUUUAGCACAUGUGCUCAUUCAGGUGGAAAUUUAUGCCAACUCUUCUCUGACCCAUAAUGCCUCAGGCAAGUGAAGUCUUUGACUAUCAAAACUUGCAUGUUGGUCCCAGCUA
Sapajus apella (tufted capuchin) is the source of this 752-nucleotide messenger RNA. RefSeq names its product tectonic-2-like. The transcript is spliced from 4 exons. The record is from RefSeq and is a predicted model, not a curated record. The annotation marks the transcript as partial. Lineage: Eukaryota; Metazoa; Chordata; Mammalia; Primates; Cebidae.